UUUGAAGGUUUGGAAGCGGAAGUGUAGUAUUUUGCUAACUGAAUAGUAAUUUUGCUCUGUGCGUGAGAGAAAGGGAAGAAAAGGGGUAGUGUAUAGCGAAGUGCUGCUGGGUUGGAAGAAGGGUACGAGGUACUUUUUAUUAUUAUUAUUGUUCGUACACUCUGCCCGUUUCCACCUCUUUAUCCUGGCGAAAGGUUGAACGGUUAAAAUGGAGGCGGAUAGAUCCGGCGGAGGACCAAACCCGAACUCCGGAGGCGGCGGCAGCAGCAGCGGAUCGGGGCGCAACCCAAACGGGCCCAAAGCAGCACCGGGCCAGCCGACAUCAGCUGCGGCGACCGGAGCGUUGGCAGCAGCCGUGGCCAUGGCCGGAUCGUCGCAGGCUCGUGAGCUACAGGACGGGGACUCGGGUAUGACGCUUCCUGGGAUCCUUCACUUCAUCCAGUACGAGUGGGGACGCUUCCAGGCCGAGAAAUACCGCUGGGAGGCUGAGAGAGACGAACUCAGGGCUCAGGUGGCGUUCCUACAGGGUGAGAGGAAAGGGCAGGAGAAUAUGAAACAGGACCUGGUGAGGCGGAUUAAAAUGCUGGAGUACGCCCUCAAACAAGAGAGGACUAAACACCAGAAGCUGAAGACGGGAAACGACCAGAGUCCAGGAGACAAGAAACCAGAGACAGAGGCAGACCAACUUCCCAAUGGGCCGGCUGAGUCAGACUCUGAGCCAGCCAAUCAGAUGUCCUGGAAGGAGGGUCGUCAGCUACUACGCAAAUAUCUUGAGGAAGUGGGUUAUUCAGACACUAUCCUGGAUAUGCGGUCUAAGCGUGUGCGCUCGUUGCUCGGGCGGAGCAGCCCCGAGGCUAACGGGCCUCCGCCCAGUGAAACCUGUCCUGAGCCUGAGCCCCGGGCAGGUGGAGAGUCGUUGUUGGUCAGACAGAUAGAGGAACAAAUCAAGAGCCAACAGAACAAGAUGCAGAAAAGAUGUCUAAAACGGAGGGCAUCCUCCAUCAUGAGAACAUGGAACGCGGGCAAGGAAAGCUCUAAGGAAAGUCUGGGCGGCUCGGUGCUCGAUAAGAUCCCCUUCCUGCGUGGCUGUGAGGAUGAUGACGAAGACGACAGUGACGAGGACGAUGACUUCCAAGGCAUGGCCACUGACUGCAUUGAUGGACCGCGCAAGAGCAAGAAGUCUCGUGUAAAGAUGGGUGCGGAGCCCAUGACCACAGACCUGGACCCGGAGGACGAGGAGGACGAAGACGACUCGGAAGAUGCCCUCAGUGAAUUUGACUUCCUGGGCUCGGGGGAGGAUGGGGAGGGGGCGGGAGAGGCCCGGAUCUCGGGGGACGGACGGGAGUUAGAGAACCGCAGGAACAAGUUACAAGGCAUGAUGUCGGACUUCCCCCCUAAACCCACCCCGCCCCCCUCUGUAUCGGGACAGGCUCGCUCCGGGGAAGGUGGCGCCCUGGGUUUCUCCUCUGACGUCUUCAUUAUGGAUGCCGUUGGAGGAGGGGACAUGAACCUGGGUGAACUGGCUGAUCUCACCGUUGCCAAUGACAACGAUCUCUCCAUGGAUAUGCAGGAUAACAGAGAUGAGUUCAAGAAGACAUGGAACCCUCGUUUCACACUACGCAGCCACUUCGAUGCCAUCCGCGCUUUGACCUUUCACCCCAGCCAAGCGGUGCUGCUCACAGCCUCUGAGGACGGAACACUAAAACUGUGGAACCUCAACAAGGCCAUGCACUCUAAAAAGAACGCAGCGUUGGAUGUUGAGCCCAUCUACACAUUUAGAGCACACAGUGGAGCUGUUCUAUCUCUGACCAUGGGCGAGGACGGAGAAUCCUGCUACAGCGGGGGUCUAGAUGGAACUGUCAGAUGUUGGAAGAUGCCAGACCUAAAUGUGGAUCCAUACGAUAACUAUGAUCCUGGCAUCGAGAGCAGUGUACUAGCCGGCCACGACGACAGCGUAUGGGGUCUAACUUACUCUGCAGUUCACCAUCGUCUUGCCUCGUGCUCAGCCGAUGGCACCAUUCGCGUCUGGGACCCUCAGAACUCGGCUCCCUGCCUGUCAGUCUUCAAUAAGGAGAAAGAACACGGAACACCCACCUCGGUAGCCUUUGUGGCCACUGACCCCAACCAGGUGGUGGUGUCAUUUGACGCCGGUGAGACGCUGCUCUACGACCUCAACACAGAGCAGAGCAUCACUGCGCUAGAGACACAGACCAAGGAUGGCAGUGAGCUGAUCAACCGUGUGGUCAGUCACCCAUCUGAGCCCGUCUCCAUCACUGCACAUGAGAACCGCACCAUCCGCUUCCUAGACAACAAGACAGGUAAAGUUGUCCACUCGAUGGUGGCUCACCUGGACGCUGUCACCUGUCUCACUACAGACCCUAAAGGCACUUACCUCAUCUCUGGCAGCCACGACUGCUCGGUGCGCCUGUGGAUGCUGGACAACAGGACGUGCGUGCAGGAGAUCACGGCUCACAGGAAGAAGCACGACGAGGCCAUUCAUGACGUGGCCUUCCACUCUUCACAGCCCUUCAUUGCCAGCGCCGGCUCAGAUGCACUUGCCAAGAUCUUUGUCUGAAAGCACUGUUGCCAUUCUGAGUCCAACAAAAACAACUGGGCAAAAAGAGACUGAAGACUACAGUGGACAAAUUUCACCUGCUUAUAUUCACUCACACACACACGCACACACACACACACACACACACACACGUCCUGCACCCCACUGGCUGGGUCAUCGCCACAGGACGUCAACUCCCCUUAGUUCCUCACUGUUCUCUGAUGCCUCAGUGACUUCUUGUAAUACUAAUCACACUGCGUUUUUUUAUAAAAACAAAAAACCCUGUCUGCUCCUUUUUC
Molecule: messenger RNA, 2853 nt
Organism: Sander lucioperca (pikeperch)
Lineage: Eukaryota; Metazoa; Chordata; Actinopteri; Perciformes; Percidae
Gene: strn4
Product: striatin, calmodulin binding protein 4
Exons: 19
Coding region: 209-2575 (788 amino acids)
Cellular component (GO): dendrite
Molecular function (GO): protein phosphatase 2A binding; armadillo repeat domain binding; protein-containing complex binding
Source: RefSeq, a predicted model, not a curated record